Messenger RNA from Bubalus bubalis (water buffalo), 849 nucleotides. RefSeq names its product translation initiation factor IF-2-like. The transcript is spliced from 2 exons. The coding region runs from base 1 to 849 and encodes 282 amino acids. NCBI's taxonomy places the organism in Eukaryota, Metazoa, Chordata, Mammalia, Artiodactyla, Bovidae. The record is from RefSeq and is a predicted model, not a curated record.
AUGUCCGUGCUUGCUCCGAAUCCAGAUGCUAACAGGAAGGAGAAGCGGGUUCCUCUAUUAAGUAAACCUGGCCUAGACCUCGGUCGGGGCAACGAAUCCAAAGAUAUCCCCCCACCCUCGCUGCAUUCAAUUGGCGUCGGCGCCCUCGCCGGAACUUGGCCCCAUCUGGCGGCCGCGCCGGCGCCCCCGCUCGCCGGGGCGCCCACCGCCCGCUCCUCCCGCCGCGCGCUCCGCCAACUUCCCGCCCAGCCCCGGCGGCCGCCGCCCAGCCCGACGCGGGGUCCGAGUCCCGCCGCCCUCGUUGUCGCCGCCGCGUGCGGACGGGUGGGGGAAGGGCGGCCGCCGCCAACGCCGCCUCACCCGACGGGCCGGGAGAACAAAGCGGCGGCCGCGGCGGCGCUAACUUUUUCGGUGUCUGUUCCGCGCUCCCCGAGGCGACUACUUACAGAGCUUGGCUCGACCGGUCGUGAGAAACUCCAAGCCUGCCAGCGUCUGGGUCCUGGACCAAGAGCCAGCGAGGCUUCACGCGCCUCGCAGAAUCCCGCCCGCCACAGGCGCCCCUUCUUCCCUCCCUCCCUCCCUCCGCCCCGUCCCGUCCUGAGGCCCGAGGGCGGGGGGCCGGGGCGUGCGAGGCGGGGGCGCGCGAGAGGCGGGGGCGCGCGGCCGGCGCGGGGCCUGCCGGGAGCUGUAGUCUCCCCGCCCGCUCGAAGCCGUGGUGGCCGCGUGGGGCUGUGGCUUGACCCCGCGCGGGAGCAACAGGAGCUUCGGGUGCUUUCCGGCUCACUCUGCACCCUCCGAGAUCCGGAGGGGCGCGACCGUGUACAUAUUCCAGUUACGCACUGUACUUGA